Molecule: messenger RNA, 1307 nt
Organism: Pollicipes pollicipes
Lineage: Eukaryota; Metazoa; Arthropoda; Thecostraca; Pollicipedomorpha; Pollicipedidae
Product: diuretic hormone class 2-like
Exons: 4
Coding region: 78-443 (121 amino acids)
Biological process (GO): body fluid secretion
Molecular function (GO): G protein-coupled receptor binding; diuretic hormone activity
Source: RefSeq, a predicted model, not a curated record
GCCGCCUCCGCCGCCGCCGCCACAGACGGACUGCAGACGGAGCGAGGCUGGACGGCGCAGAGCAGCCGGUAAGGAUCAUGACUCGUCACGUGUCUGCAGUCAGCGCCUGCGCCUGGCUGGCAGCCAUUGUCUGCUUCGUCUUCUGCUGGUCCUCCUGCAGCGCCGCCAGUGUGCGCCUGGAGGACGCAGAAAGGAAAUCUUGGGCGGACGACGUGGAGAACAUGCAGAACGACCUCUACGUCAGCGAGCUGGUUAAUCGGCUGCGCGCGCUCAACGACGCCGAAGAGACCGGUCUGGCCCACAAGCGCGGGUUUGACUUCGGCCUGGGCCGCGGCUUCUCGGCCACGCAGGCGGCCAAGCACAAGAUGGGUCUGGAGGCGGCAGCCUUCCCGGGGGGACCCGGCCGCCGGCGACGCUCCGUCGAGCAGGCGCUCCAUCUGUAAACCCCCGACCUCCAUAUGGCGUGCCCUCCUCUGCCCCGGCGGUUCCAUGUGGAACUGACGGUGCUAGUUGGAGUGUCCCCCAGCCAGCCUCGGCGGACUGGAUCCGGUGGUCACGCGGGAUCAGCUGACUCCGGCAGGUCGGACCGCUUGAGGUCCGUAAGCCGAUCAGGAAGACACCUUGGAGUUAGCUGAAGAGGCUGAAGAUAGUUUGGUCUGUGGUGGGAGCGCCUAAGCCUCAGCUGAUCCCGCAGGAUCAGCUGAUCCCGCUGGUUCUCAAGGGCUGCUGGUCAGUCGCCUGUCCGCCGCCGGCUGAUAGUUUGCUUGUUGUACGCUCACGGACGGGGCGGUCUUAUCGUUCUCACUGCGCCGGAGCCACAUACAGAGAGUUGUUGGUUAGAGUUGUGUAGUGUGCAGUUCACUUUGCUUCGCCCCACCUAGCGCCAAUCGUAGUCGCCAUACGGCAUCCGAGUUUUACCUGAGUUAUAGUUACCAGAUGUCUGAUCAGUGUUUCAUCAGCAUUAUAGCAGAGUUGUAUGACGUAUCGGCCACAGAAAGUACGGUUCGAGGAAAGGAGCAGGCUCCAGUGUAUUGGCACAUCCAAGCGCAUCCAGCAGCCUGCCAGCAGGGCAGCUAAGCGAGACCAUUGGGCGUCCAUCGCAGUCACGUCUGGUUGGGGCUGGCCCGAGCGCUCACGUGGGCAUGGCGCCGGUCUCUAGCGACACCGACGCAUGUACAGACCGGCUGGGCCACCUGUCACUCUGCCAAUGGACAACUCUGUUCGAUCAUCCACGCGUGAGACAAAUGUGUGCCGUGUUUAAGUUAAAAUGGUAGUGUCGAUUAUUUGAAAUAAAUAUAUUUUGUUGA